Molecule: messenger RNA, 1762 nt
Organism: Chara braunii
Lineage: Eukaryota; Viridiplantae; Streptophyta; Charophyceae; Charales; Characeae
Source: the annotation of a GenBank genome assembly
ACAACCGGCCACUUUUUCGCAAUUUUUUUUUCCAUGUGCAGGCUAGGUAAAGAAAUGGCGACUGAGGAAGGGAUCGAUGACCAGCAGAGCGGAGGGAAUCAGGGCACGAAUGGGGAUGGGGAACGAAACGAGGGAUCAGCCAGGGAUCGAGAAUCGACCAAAAUGGAAGGAACCCGAGAAGACGGAAAGGACGCCUCAAUUGGAGAAAACUCGGAAAAAGUUGGGGGUAGCAAAAGGGGACCUCAGGAAAACAGGGAAGGAGGAAAUGACAUGAGAACAAGCCCUCGGAACUCGGUAGGAGCCACCCCUAAAAAGACAAAAGUCUCGGAUGCCAGUCGUAAAUUGGCAGAAAUAGAAAAUCAGACUGCAGAAUUUAAGGCAAGGCUUAUCGAGGAGAUGAUGGCCGAGGAUGAGGAGGACCCCCAGAGCGCCGGGUCAUGUGAGGGAUGCAAAACCGGUCAGGACGAGGCCAUGUAUGAGGGGAAGAAUAAUAGCCACAAAGGAACGCCUAGCAAGAAGGGGAAGGACAAGAACGACCCCCCGGCGGAGGGGACGGAAAACGCUAUGACCCCGCCUGCCGCCGACAGCAGCACUAACCGACUGCCAGCCACGGCGAAAGUAACAGGGGCGUGCGACAGACUCUGGAGCCUUAGGGAAAGGGUGCUAGGAUGGUUUGACCCAGAAGGAACGCCAAAAAACAGGGAGAAGCAGAGGGAAAGCAAGGAAGGGGAAGGGACCAGUACAGCUAGAGAAGCGGGUAGUUCCGAAGGUGGUCUCAAGAGGAUAGUCACCACCCUCACCCGGGCACUAAACAAGAACCAGGGAUACCUCGCAGAUGCAAAGAAGAAACUCACGUUCGACGGGGCAAACAUUACGGAGUUUCUGAUAGACUAUGAGAACCUAGCAGCCUUACUAAAAUGGACGGAAGAGGAAAAGAUGGAGCACCUAGGGCAGCACGUGUCGCUAAGCUUGGGAAGGGACAUUAUGGCCAUCGUCGCGGCCAAUGAAUCCUGGAAAGAAACCAGGAACGAAAUGAUGAGGAAAUACCUGAAGGCAGAGAAAAUGGCAACAGAGGACGAAUUAGCAGCAAUCCAGAGGAAAAACUAUGCGACUUACAACGAUUUCCUAAGGGCAUUUACGUGGUUCGUGUUCAGGAAGCCCAAUAAGACGCUUAGGUGGAUCCAGGACCUGCACAAGCUCAAUGUGGUAACAAUUAGGGAUGCAGGCUCGCUUCCACAGGCCGACUUGUUGGCAGAGUCUCAUGCGGGACAGAGCAUUUACUCCCUGGUAGACUUGUACUCAAGAUAUGAUCAGUUGCCGCUCGACGUGAGGGAUGGACCGUACACCGCAAUGCACACCCCCGUAGGACAGUUGCAAAUGCAAGUGACCCCUAUGGGUUUCACAAAUGCGGUAUCAAAGGCGCAAAGGAGGAUGCUCGCCGUCACAGGGGAUAUGUUUCCAAAGAAGUGUGAACCGUAUAUAGAUGAUAAUCCCGUAAAAGGCGCAAGGUACAAGGACGAGACAGAGGUCAAGCCGGGUGUGCGAAAAUUUGUCUGGGAUCACCUGCAGGAUAUCAAGGAUCUCCUACAACGGUUCUUGCUCUAUAAUAUUACCGCAAGUGGGCCAAAGAGCAUUCUGGCUGUCCCGGAGGUAACUUUACUGGGAUUUCGCUGUGGGGCCUAUGGGAGGAGACCCGACCCAGCAAAGACAGAUAAGAUCGCUUAGUGGCUGACACCCCUAGGAAUGGCAAGCAUGGUCGCAA